GGACCCGGCUCUGGGAAGUUCGGUCGGAAGGUCUUGAACUGGAGAAGUGUGAAGCACCUGUAAGUGGAUGCUCGCACUGCAACCGCAAUGCUGAUUGAUCAGAUGAACGCCGUGCGAGCGGUCGUUUUCCAAGUCAUUUGGCUUCAUGUUGCUAGUGUGCAGGCAAGAAGCCCUUCUAUAGGGCCUACAUGUGAUCACCUUGAGGUCUCAUCAUGUAAAAUACAUCACAGUGUGGACAAAAACAACCAACCAGAUCUCAGAUAUUACUACGAAGAAUGCUUCGACAAGGUAUGCACGGAGAUCAACCCUGCGAAGCCGCCGCCACCUCCUCCUGCUGAUUUUUGGCUCAGCCGACCUCGAGAGCUACAAACUGAGGAGGCAAAGCUUGGUCCACACAGCCGCCCAACUUCAGCGUUUGACUUUCAAAAUCGCACGUUUGCUGCAUUUGCACCUUCAGUAGGUCAGGCGAAGACCGUCAUAACAGCAGGACGGGACGCAUAUGUAAGCGAUUACAUGGAGAGGUACUCAGAUCCAGAAUGGAUCGGUGUGGAUAGCGAGGGACGCUUUAUUCGAGCAGAGAGUCCUCAACAAUAUUGGUUUUGUUCAGGUGGUUCAAAGGGGACACCCGGGACGCCGGAUGUAAGCACUGUAAAUUCUGAAAAUGAAACAUAUGCAGGAGUAGAGUACAACGCAAGAGUUAGCACAAAUACAUCCCGUCCACUGGGGUUGACAGAAGACAUGAGAGCCCAUUGCGAGUUUCUGAGGUUUAAGAGCUUCCUGCUUUUGACCAGUUGUGACAGGAUGACUGUGGAUUGUCGGUACGACUGUUUGCCCACCUACAGAGCCUUGAUGUGCGCAUUGUUCUUCCCACAAUGUGAACCUUAUCAUGGACCCUACUCUGAGCCGGGAACGCGAGAUAUACAAACGAACACCUCGGGAGGUGUUAUAUACGGUCCUGCAAACAUUACGGAUGACAUUGGCGCAAAGUUCAUCAUUAUAAAACCAUGUCGCGCUUUGUGCUAUGAAGUAGAACGACGGUGCACAGCUGAAACUCAGUGGCAGUGUGAUCUGAAGGAGGGCCGCGAUUGGUCAAAUGCUCCAUACUGUAAUUCUGUUAAUCAAAGAGACGGUAAAUCGAUGAAUCCAUGAGGGAAAUAAAACCACUUGUCGAGGUCGAAUAUCUACAUUUGAGAGUCAACUAAAUAAUAUGUUCUCUUGCUUUACCU
Marchantia polymorpha subsp. ruderalis is the source of this 1226-nucleotide messenger RNA. NCBI's taxonomy places the organism in Eukaryota, Viridiplantae, Streptophyta, Marchantiopsida, Marchantiales, Marchantiaceae. The record is from the annotation of a GenBank genome assembly.